Naegleria gruberi is the source of this 1038-nucleotide messenger RNA. RefSeq lists its product as uncharacterized. The record is from RefSeq and is a predicted model, not a curated record. The transcript has a single exon. NCBI's taxonomy places the organism in Eukaryota, Heterolobosea, Eutetramitea, Acrasida, Naegleriidae. Bases 1 to 1038 code for a protein of 345 amino acids.
AUGAAUAAAACAAACCUCCUUGUUGUUGUCGUUUUAUUUCUCAUCCUCCUCCAACUUUUAACAGUUGUCAUUGAUGCUAGUACAUGCCCACCUGGAACUUAUUAUCAAGAGAUUUUGCACAGACCAUCUUGUCAUGAAUGUUUCUAUGCAGAAUAUUGUCCAGGAGAUGGUAAUAAUUAUCCAUGUCCUAGAGGAACAGUUACUCCUGAGGAAGGAAUGGUGGCAUGUGUCAAAUGCCCAACUAUUAGAACUAAUAGUGAUCAAACUGUUUGUCUGUUAGCUGACACACCAAAGGAUGCAAGGGAACCAGAUAUCAAUGAUGAUGAGAAUGAAAUUUAUACACUUGACAGAAAGACACCUCAUUGGUAUACCACUAUUCCAGUAUAUGGUUUGCCAGUUGGUAAACCUAUGGAAUUGGAAUAUGCUUUUGUUCCAGAACAAAGCAAAUAUGACGUUCCAUUGACAAUGUUUGCUUCCCUUACAACUGGUCAACCAAAUAAGAAUAAUUUCACAUGGUCAUUUGAGGGAAACAAUGCCACCAUUAUUAUUCCCUACACAAGACCAGACGAAAACACAAACUUUUUCAUAAUUUACUUUAAUGUUGCCCCAACUACAGUUCAACAGAAUUCUGUCAAAUUCAUUGGCAGAACUUUUAAGGGAUUCCAAGCAAAGUUUAGUUUCGUUCCAAACACAAAGAAUAGCAAAGUCAUUGAUAAUAUUGUAAACGAGGAAAAUCAAGUAGUUCUUGAAUGGAAUAAUGUUCCAUCUGUGGGAAGAUUUAAUGUUUCCAUUACUUUGAAGGAUUUGUCUCAUGAGGAUGACAGCUAUAAGUCGUAUAGUGUUUGUUAUUCGAAACAACCUUCGAUCACUUAUCCAAAUAGUUUCAAUUCAAAUCUUGUGGUUGCUGAUAAUGUGAAUAAGCAAAUCAAUAUCAUUUUACAAAAUGCUGUUGGAGGUGUUGUUAGAAUUGGAGUUGUGUUUGGUCAAUUGAAUAUUGUUCAAAUAGAUUCUGAGCUUCGAAUUCUUUCUAAUAAAUAA